Molecule: messenger RNA, 1639 nt
Organism: Ceratosolen solmsi marchali
Lineage: Eukaryota; Metazoa; Arthropoda; Insecta; Hymenoptera; Agaonidae
Gene: spz6
Product: Spaetzle domain-containing protein 6
Exons: 8
Coding region: 71-1375 (434 amino acids)
Biological process (GO): central nervous system formation; innate immune response
Cellular component (GO): extracellular region
Molecular function (GO): Toll binding; growth factor activity
Source: RefSeq, a predicted model, not a curated record
GUGCUCGAGGGAAGAGGAGCCGCGGACGCUCCCGUGAACACCUCAGUCCACAUCCGACCGCGAGCACUUCAUGUGGAUACUGAGCUGGAGAACGAGGAAGAGAGGAAAGCCUUCUGACCGCUGGAGCCGCUGGAGUCAGCCCGCGAUCGACAUGGAGUUCCGCACCUUCGUCAUGAUUUUACUUUGCAUCUCUUGUUAUGCGGAAGAGGUGAAAAAUAAGGAUAAGGGCAGCGCAAUCGACAAAAACACAUUGACGGACGAGCCACCAGAAGGAUAUUAUGCGUUCGUUGAAUCGCCCAAUGCCGAGCCGCCCAAAGUAAGACCUCCGCCGUAUCUCGACAGCGACAAGGAAUGCCACGAUACGGGAAAGCAGGGAAAGGGAUUUGUUUCGAUACAUAAUAUCUGCGGGGACUUGAACAAAGGAUUCAUACCGAAAAACCCAAUGAAACAGAGCUUUGGCGGAUCCUCGUAUCCAUUCGAGCUUAUCAGAAAUCACACUCUCAAAUUUUUGAGUAAAGCCCUGCCGAUACUUAAAGCCGACGACUCUCUGCCCAAAGUGGCCAAGGUGCAGCCGUUUUCCCAAAAUUCGGUUGACACCGACCAGAAGCGUAGCUUCCGGAAUAAAAGAGGGGCGCAAGAGAGUAACGACACGAGUCGCAGUGGCAGAAAAUUUUGCGAGAAUGGAGGUGGCGUGAUGUGCAUGUUGUACAAGGCGAUCCAAGGUGAGCCACUAACGACGUCGGCGGCAGAGCGUCGGGAUGACCCGCCCACGGCCAAUCCAGAGUACCGGCAACGGACGCCUACCCAGGAGAAGACGGAGUACACUGGUCCACCGACACCCUGUCCAGCUAAAGUCGAAUACGCGACCCCCGUAUUCGCCAAGAAUUACCAGGGCGUCUGGCGAUACGUCGUGCAGAUACCCUACGAGGGCUACUUCACCCAGACGAUCGAAGUCACACGCUGCAUGCAAUCGAGAUGCCACUACCUGGACGGCGGCUGUCUCUCUUCACCGCGCUGGACGAGCCUCCUCGUGGCGGAGAUCUUCUAUCCGGACACCUUCCUCGAGGAGAGCCAAAACGGCCGACUACCGGGUCCACGCGAGCCCGUUGUCGGCUCACCCCCGCCCGUACACGACUUCCAAAACUACCAGCAGUACCUCCAGAAACGCGCGGGCGAGAUCGAAGGCAGAAGCAACGGAGGCACCGCACCCUUACCCGGUGCCCCGUCCCACCACUGCGACGGCGUCGACGACAUGGGCUGCUUCCAGGUUCGAUUGUAUUAUGACUGGUUCCUCGUGCCCGGUAGCUGCAAAUGUUGGCGUCCCGAUUAUUUCAAUCGCUACGUCCGUCGAAGUAAUCCAAGUCCCGAAUUAUAAAUGCUGCUUGGCCCGACACGUUAAAUUCAAAUGAAGCUUACUUCGGCGAGCGCCGCAAAAUAAAUCGAAGAUGUGCAAUAUUCAUAUUUUGUUGCAAUUACGCAAAUGAGAUGAAGAAUUGCGAGAUUGAUUUUAUUCUUAAAAAUACUCAUUUGUCAUGAGGCAAAAUAAUGUAAAAAAUGUUUAUCGUAAGAAAUUAACGGGAGAAUUUCGACACUAAAAGCCGGGGGAUUUUCUUUUUUUUUUCUUUUUUUUUUUUUCUUU